UGGUCUCCCCUCAGCUUUCCCGCCUUUUUUUCUUUCCCGCCCUUUUUCGCCCCCCUCGUUCCCCACAGCCCUCAAAGGGAGAGGGAAAGGGAAGGGGAGAGGUCCCCAACAUGGAAUGGUUCCAUUGCAACCGCUGCUUCCGCCAAGACGGAGCCGCCUUCGCCGUCACCAGCUGCGGCCACGUCCUCUGUGCCGCUUGUGGGGCGGCAGGUCCGUGUCCCGUCUGCGGCGCCGCCUGCCGCUACCUGCCCGUCUCCGACAAGAUGCUCCCUCAGGAGAAGCUCUUCUUCCGGAGCCCGGCGGCCAUCGCCCUCAAGCACUUGGCUCACCUGGCGCAGGUGUGGCGGUUCCAGCGGGCACAGGCGCAGCUGCUCCUGGCGUGGCACAAGGACGGCGCUCGCCGCGCCCGGCAGGCGCUGGAGGCCACGCGACGCACCCUCGACGCCCGGCAGCGGGAGCUGGAGGCGCUUCAGCGAGAGAACGCGGAGCUGCGCCACGCUCAGCUGUCUCCGGUCUGGCGCGGGGCAGCAGGACCAACCUCCCCCGGCCCGUUGGCGUCACCUCCCCGGCGCAAACAGGUUUAACGACACCCCCUAAACAUUUCCCGCUCCCCUUUUUUUGCUUCGUUUUCACCCCAAAAACGCCUCUCGGCCUCCCAGUCGCCCCCCCAGCCCCGGCGGCAGCUCAGCGGGCAAGUGGUGAGGUAAGAGGGGGGGCUCCCUCCAUCUUGUGGGGCGCCCCACGGGGCCAUGGGGGGCGCCAGGGCGCUCAUGGCGGCCCUCACGCAGCCGCAACGCCGCGACGGAGACGCCGCCGUCCGCCAGCGCGGGUGAGAGAACCCCAAAGCUGCGCCCCAGGGACACAUCAAGCCACGCCCCCUUGGCUCCCCAAGCCCCAUAGCGGGACCCCAGCCCCAUAGAAUGGCGACUCAGCCCCAUAGCGUGGCCCUCAGCCCCAUAGAAUGGUGACUCAGCUCCAUAGCGUGGCCCUCAGCC
Messenger RNA from Cuculus canorus (common cuckoo), 995 nucleotides. It is a transcript of the gene RNF212B, whose product is annotated as ring finger protein 212B. The coding region runs from base 111 to 584 and encodes 157 amino acids. Gene Ontology annotation, biological process: reciprocal meiotic recombination; protein sumoylation; homologous chromosome pairing at meiosis. Lineage: Eukaryota; Metazoa; Chordata; Aves; Cuculiformes; Cuculidae. The transcript is spliced from 6 exons. Gene Ontology annotation, molecular function: SUMO transferase activity. Gene Ontology annotation, cellular component: synaptonemal complex. The record is from RefSeq and is a predicted model, not a curated record.